Molecule: messenger RNA, 834 nt
Organism: Anisakis simplex (herring worm)
Lineage: Eukaryota; Metazoa; Nematoda; Chromadorea; Rhabditida; Anisakidae
Source: the annotation of a GenBank genome assembly
AUGUUUGGACAAAUUAUUAUUGGAGCACCGGGAGCUGGUAAAUCGACUUACUGCAGCGGCAUGUCACAGUUGCUUACUGCUCUAGGUAGACGUACAGUAUGCGUGAAUCUCGAUCCAGCUAACGACUUUAUGCCUUAUGAAUGCGAUGUGGAUAUACGAGAAUUGAUCACUGUUGACGAAACAAUGCAACGUCUAAAGCUCGGACCAAAUGGUGCUUUGCAGUAUUGUAUGCGAACGUUGAGUAGGAAUAUGGAAUGGUUGCAUCAAAAACUUUCUUCGAUGGAUGGUUAUUUGCUAAUUGAUUUUCCUGGACAAUUAGAACUCUAUAAUAGUGAUGAUUGUAUUGCAAGCAUCAUACGCACUUUAUUGCGAGGACAGAUUGAGAAAUGGGGACAUCGUCUUGUGGUAGUGCACCUUAGCGACAGUGUGUAUUGUGCAGAUGUGGGCAAGUUCAUUGCGGUGGUUUUGAGCGCACUAUCGGUUAUGGUAAAUCUUGAGACGGCACAGGUGAAUGUGCUCUCGAAAAUGGAUUUGAUUGCUAACGAUCUUCCUUUCAAUGAAGAUUUCUUCCAGCAGUUACCGAAUUUACGAAAAUUUAUCGAGUUACUCGAUGAUGAUGUGGUGUUGAAGCGAUAUAAAGAAAUGAACGAAUCGAUGUGUCGAGUAAUCGAGGAUUUUGACUUGAUCAACUUUAUGGGCGUUGAUGUGAAUAACAAAGAAAGUAUGCUCAAAAUGUUGAAUGCGGCCGAUAUUGCGAAUGGAUUCGCUCUUAUUGAGCACAAAGAUCUGAGGAACAUUGUCUUCGAUCACUCGAAAAUCCCCUCUCAAACUUAA